GCUGGGCAAGCUCGCGACAUGGCUGUGGAUGAAGCGGACAAAGGUCUAGAGGCCACCACGCUAGCAGUGAUGGCGAAAAUCUUCAUCAAGUUCAAAGGAGACCGCCGGGCGUGCAACAAAGAAGGGCACCGCCUCGCGACGAAGGCUUUAGAGCUCUUCAGAGAAACUGAAGAUGUGCGGGGUCAAGCAGCCGCGUCGCAGCACUCAGCCGUCGCCCAGUGCAAUCUCCAAGAGCAUCUGCCUGCGCUGCAGUCACUCCACGCAGCCGUGAGGUUUUGGAGGCAGAGCGAGGAUGCUCUAAAUGAAGCACACUGCCUGACGAUGCUGGCGGAGUGGCUUCUUGCUUGGAACCAGCCAACAAAAGCUGGGCCAGCUGCUGAUCAGGCCUUGGCUCUCUACAACAGUCGUGGCAUUGGUGGCCAACGUGCGACCAAAGCCCUUAACCUGGCUGUCCGAGCCCAGAUCAGCAACGGCGAGCCCUGGCGCGCGAUAUGGACCUCAGAAGAUGCCCUGGCACGCUCCCGCGAGAAGAAGGAUCAGCGCAGUGAGGACCGCCAUUAG
Messenger RNA from Symbiodinium pilosum, 561 nucleotides. NCBI's taxonomy places the organism in Eukaryota, Dinophyceae, Suessiales, Symbiodiniaceae. The record is from the annotation of a GenBank genome assembly.